UAUUUUUAGUAUUGUGUUUAUAAUCUUUCUGGAAAGUCUUUUUCGACAUCGUUUAUAAAUUUUGCCGAUACAUUAGCUGCUAUGCUAAUUUUUACUUGUUUUCUUUUGGUACACUAUGUAAUGGGAAGUAAUAAUAAUGAAACAGAACAUAUUGAUGGAGGUGAAAUGAUGAAUCCUAAAGACGGUACCUUCGAAGAAAAUACAAAGAUUUUCGAAAACACAAGGAAAGUAAAUGGAUUUGAAAACCACAUUACAAAUGCAUUACGUUUGACGCCGUUUAAAGUAUUAACUGUAGCAGCCAGUCAUGGAAUUCCUGGUUUAGAUCUGAUGAAAAAAACUCCAUUCAUCCAAAAUGCUAUUUACACAAAAAAUGCGUUUGACACCAUCAUGGACUUGGCCGGCAAAGGAACUGGCAGUUCAAGGUUCCAGAUAUUUGGAAAAAGAUAAAAAUUAAUGAAUAAUAUUAUUCUACGUCUCAUCCUUGUGGUGUAUAUAAUUUAGAAAUUAAUGCUUUGAACACAUUACUAUUGUAAAACUAUGUUUUGUUUCAUGAAAGAUAAACACAUAUAAUGUGAUAAAAAAUUAAA
Danaus plexippus (monarch butterfly) is the source of this 587-nucleotide messenger RNA. RefSeq lists its product as uncharacterized. The transcript has 4 exons. Bases 82 to 447 code for a protein of 121 amino acids. The record is from RefSeq and is a predicted model, not a curated record. NCBI's taxonomy places the organism in Eukaryota, Metazoa, Arthropoda, Insecta, Lepidoptera, Nymphalidae.